Messenger RNA from Botrytis cinerea B05.10, 3351 nucleotides. RefSeq lists its product as hypothetical. Lineage: Eukaryota; Fungi; Ascomycota; Leotiomycetes; Helotiales; Sclerotiniaceae. Gene Ontology annotation, biological process: carbohydrate metabolic process. The transcript is spliced from 2 exons. The record is from RefSeq and is a predicted model, not a curated record. Bases 1484 to 2707 code for a protein of 407 amino acids.
GAUGAAAAAUUAACCUCAAUCAACAUCGACGUUUUCAUAUCCUUUCAAAACGAAUCAACCUACCGACAUUCGAGCCAUUCAUACGAGAACUACGAAUUAUCUUGGCCAGAAUCCUUUUAUGAGGAAUUCAUUUAUCUAAACGCAACGGCUGUUCAUCUGAAUCGAGAACUUGAAACUGCUCAGCCGCAUUCUUCAAGCUACUGGUCAAUGCUAUGAAGCGAAAAAAGAGAUAUUAAACUCCUUGCUGGAAAUCGAACAAGCGCUUGAGUCCAUAAACGUCACAAUUCUGUACAAAUUCGUUUCGUGGCAUAGAUCUGACAAGGUCAGGCGUUUUUCUUCUACCCGUCGACUGGGUACCAAUGCUGGAAACAUGAAAAACUGUGAUCAAAAUCCAUUCAACUAUUACACUAGCCAAAUGCAGAAAAGUGGGAUGAGCACACUGACCAAUCAGUGUAAGGACAGUUAUAGAAUAAGGGGCUAGGCUCUUUCACCCACAGCUCACCAAUCAGAGAAAGUGUGCUCUUGAGAGCACCAACGAUCGGUUCGAUACUUGGAUGAGCUCAUCUAAUGUCUUCGCGCCGGCCAAGCCAUAGAAAUGGACCGUAACCUAUAUUGAGCUUCUGUAGGGACCAUAUUAUUUAUUGAUUUUUGGGUCUCGAUGUUUUCAUAACGCGAACAUUAUUGGGACUUUCAGAUCGUCUGUAAACCAUCUACUGAAAGACUGGUCAAUAAUGGUCCAGAAUUGCGAUUUUCUCUUCCAGCCCUCUCGAGAUUUACUUUGAGAUUUUCCUAUGAGCUCAUCCAAUGUAAAUCAAAAGAUCCAUUCUAUGAACACUCGUUCUCACGUCAUCCAAUUAUAUGAAGAUGAAACAGCAAAAUUUUGGAGCAAGGCUCAACUGCUUUACAAAUGAUCUUCACCAGUGUGGGAUCACCUUGUAGCUACUCUGUAGUGGGUCGUUUAAACCCCUGACUUGUUGGAAUAAAAUCCCCGAAAAGAUCCAAUUUUAGGACCACAAACGCUCGAGCCACAUAGCCCGCAAUCCGACCUCGAAAGAAUUGUAGGCUUCCUGUCAGUAAGAUCGAGAAACCAAUCUCCCGACCGAUUUCCAGCAAUGCCAUAGGAUUCUGGGCCUUGGCUUACUUGGGACCUCCCUCGGCCAUGAUGGGCUUGAAUAUAAAGUCUGCCGAUUCCCGCUCCUCGGCUCACCAUAAUGCUCUGAAGGAACGUCCAAUCCUAUUGCUCCUUCAUCUCUUUAGCAAAUUAACAGCGUGACUUUAUUGGCUUUUGCCUUGGCACGAGGCAUAUCAGAGAAAUCAGGAAGUCAUUUACAUCAAACUUUAUAUUUCUACUCGGUCAUUCGCAGAAAAGAAAACUUGGGAAAGUAGUGUGAAUCAUCGAAUUUUAAUUGAUUCAUAACGUCCUGAAACCUGCUUAAGAACAACGCACGAAACCUCUUCCACAGACAAAGUACUAUCAAGCAACAUGCAUAUCUCUCUGCAACAUAUUCUGGUAUCGCUGUCUGCAGCAGCCCUCACUUCCUCGGUUGUUGAAGCUAUCCCUACAAAGAUCCAGCGAGCUUCCGAUUCCUCUUUUUUAGCUAAGCGUGCAAGUUCAAAAGAUAGCUUAAAUCGUGCCGACUUUCAGAAUUAUGCUUCUUCCGCCAUCAACGCUCUCCAAAAAACCUACUGGAAUGCUCCAGCUGGACUAUGGGGCUCCUAUGAUGACAGUGGAAAAUUCUCCCCACAAUGGUGGCCUUCCGCCAAUGUCCUUACCAUGAUGGCAAACUACUAUGGAAGAUACCCGACCACAGCUACAUGGAUGCCUGAUCUUUUUGCGACAAUCUUGACGCAUGCUCCAGCGUAUGCGAAGGGGUUUCUCAAUGAUUACUAUGAUGAUGAACUCUGGUGGGUAUUGGCUUGGAUUCAGGUUUAUGAUGUGACUGGAAAUGAGACUUAUCUCAAAGCCGCGGCUGAGAUUUAUGAAGAUCCUAAGAGUGUUUAUGGUAAUACUCCUUGUGGUGGCUUAUGGUGGGACAAAAAGCACUCCGGUGUCAACAGCGUAGAAAACGAACUCUACCUCACCGCCUCCGCCAAACUCGCCAAUCGCCUACCCGCGAGAAAAAACUCCGAAGGACAAGGUUACUAUUACUCUCAGGCUCUCAUUGCCUACGACUUCCUGAUCACCAAUACAACUACCUCCAUGAAUCCUUCUACUCAUCUCUUCAACGACGGCAUCUCCAUGAACACAUGUAAAAACAACGGAAAGAUCGUAUUCACUUACAAUCAAGGAAUCAUACUUUCCGGUCUCACAGAACUCACCUGGAGCACAAGAAGUCAUUCCUACACUGCACUCGCGGUAGAGAUCGCCAACUCGGUCAUCGAGAAAAUGACAACCUCUGCAGGAAUCUUACAAGAAAAAGCCUGCGAGCCUAACGCCUGUAAUGGAGACGAACAGCAAUUCAAAGGCAUCUUUACACGCAAUCUCGCAUUCAUGAUCAAUAGAGCUACCGGAAUGGAUGCCAAUAUACUCGCUAAGUAUCGAGCUUUCCUAGCGCUCAAUGCAGAGAGUAUCAUUCGCGACGAUACUAGUAGUGAUAAUAUGCUCGGAUUGGUGUGGAGUGGCGCCAACAAACCAGUGUACAGUGUGGAGACUGAUGGGAGCGCGUUGGAUACGCUUGUGGGAGCGGCCAUCACAGCUUUGGAUUAGGAAUGGAAUGAGAUAAUGACUCGUAAUGGGGAUCGAAGGAAACGACUAUGAAGAUAUGAUAGGGAGGAAGUAAUGAUGUACCCAUUCCUCAGACGCCUUUUCAUUUAUGAAGCAACUUCCCAUCGGAACCUUGCUUAUUUAUUGCUGAGAAAGCAAAGCGUGGAUUCUGUUUUUCUUUCUUUUUUUUCUUAGCGGCGGGAUAACAGAUACCACUUUGCAUUUGUAUUAUUUAUCUAUCAUCUUCCAUCUCCCAUGGCGUUUGGGGUUACGGGCUGGAAAAUACAUCAUCUUGACUCUUUGGGGAGUUUCUUUGAGAUGGACUUCAGUUGAAUGAAGUAUGAUGAUGAUCAUUUAGUCUGAGACUUGAUUAAUCAUUGCUUCUUUGAGAUUGCUUGCAUGUGUACAGGGAUGUGGGUGUGGAUGUGGAUUUGGGAAGAGUUCCUACCUGUAUAUUAUUUUAAUAGCAUUGCAUUUGCACAUACAUAUAAACAUACAUACAUAUUAUACAUACAUACAUAUUAUACAUACAUACAUCUUCCACCAUGACAAUCUAUACAUACACAUACAUACACAUUCCACCAUUCACUAUCCAUCAUCCAUCAUCCAUCACCUAUCACCCAUCAAACAAAUCCCAAUACAUCCCA